Messenger RNA from Drosophila obscura, 1227 nucleotides. RefSeq lists its product as uncharacterized. The coding region runs from base 94 to 684 and encodes 196 amino acids. Lineage: Eukaryota; Metazoa; Arthropoda; Insecta; Diptera; Drosophilidae. Gene Ontology annotation, cellular component: extracellular region. The record is from RefSeq and is a predicted model, not a curated record. Gene Ontology annotation, molecular function: chitin binding. The transcript has 4 exons.
UAGAGAUAGAGAGAGAGAGAGUCCCAGUGCCCCCCAUAACGAUAGCCGAAUAUCCAAGAAACCGAGCAGCCGAACAGCAAAAGCAGCCACAACAUGUUGCCCAGGAUAACUUUGGUGUUUAUCAUUAUUUGUGGAUAUUUAUUAUUUACGGAUUGCCGCGAAACGGUGCGAUCGAAGCGAGCUAAACGCCCACGGGCCCCAGAACCGGUCAACUUUGAGCCGGAGCCACAGCAAGAUCUGGAGAACGAUGAGAGCGGCAGCCAGGAGAAGGAUCUGCCCGAGAUACCCGAAAACUUUCUGAGUCCAUCGGUGCGCGAGUAUCUGGAGCUGGGAAAAUCCAUUCCGGGUCGUCCCGGGGUCGACUAUCCCAUCCUGUCGGCGGUGCCCUACACGAACUUCUACUGCGACGAGCAGGAGUAUCCCGGAUUCUUUGCCGACAUGGAGACCCGCUGCCAGGGCUGGCACUACUGCGACAUUGAUGGACGCCAGGCCUCCUUCCUCUGCCCCAAUGGCACUCAGUUCUCGCAGGCCGUCUUCGUCUGCGACUGGUGGUUCAACGUGCGCUGCGAUCUCUCGCCCCGGCUGUACGCCAUUAAUGCCCGGCUCUAUCAGCGCCCCAAGGUGAACCCCACGCGGCCGCAUCGCAUCAUCACCAAGCAGCUGGUCGAAGAUAUAUUCACCUAGGCACCAACCACCCACCCACCCAGCAGCAUUCCUUUCCAUAGACUUAGUUUGCCGAUGCCUAUUAGAUUAUAGAGUAGGUCUCCAUUUAGUUAAUGCCUUAGGCUAAGUUUGAGUUUAAUGUUUUGUAUCUUUUGCAUGAAUUUAGGCUCAUAUAUAUUUAAGAUCUGAUUAGAUAUAGUUUUUGCGCUUUUGUACAGAAUCCACUCUCAUUUAAGACUCUACAAGUCAACGAAUUAAUUCUUUAUUUUGACAUCUCAUAUCCACAAAUUAAAGAGUUUUCAUUCCAUUAGGAAUUCCUAAGCAGCGCAUCUUUGACAAUCGUAUGAAAUAUAUAGCUUUCUCCAUCUGUUCAUCAGCUUUUUCCCCCAAAUGGUUCUAUAAAUCUCUUUACGUGUAGCAUCUGUAUAUUUUAGUUUAACGUUUGCAGGCAUUCCUAAGCUAAGUUGCAUUUUCUAGCUGAAGUUUCCUUUGUUAAAUAUUACCACUAGGAUUGUACAUAUUUUAAGAUUCCUAAAAACCAAUUUAAAUAAAGAUUAUUGCUAA